This is a messenger RNA of Daphnia carinata, 630 nucleotides long. It is a transcript of the gene Coa8, whose product is annotated as COA8 family protein Y39B6A.34, mitochondrial-like. The record is from RefSeq and is a predicted model, not a curated record. The coding region runs from base 75 to 578 and encodes 167 amino acids. Gene Ontology annotation, cellular component: mitochondrion. Gene Ontology annotation, biological process: intrinsic apoptotic signaling pathway. The transcript has 3 exons. NCBI's taxonomy places the organism in Eukaryota, Metazoa, Arthropoda, Branchiopoda, Diplostraca, Daphniidae.
GCUUUCCCGUAGAACCCUCGACACCACUCAGCACUUACGGGACACGACACGAAACGAAGUGUUUAUAUUUUAGGAUGACGAUGGUUCCUUGUAGACGUAUUGGGAGACGUAUUGGUCUUUUGGCUUAUCGCGGUUUUUCUAGCAAGGCAUCAGAAAUAGUGGCAGAAGUAGCCGGUACAUCUGAUGUCUAUGGACCUCCCGACCCGAAAUCUAGUCUUCGCCUUAUUACAUUCUACAUCCCUCCUGAUGAGACUGCACAUGAAAAAGAAUACAGACUUAAACGUGCUUUGGUGCAAGAUUGGAAUCACAUGUUUUGGACUGCCCAUAACAUUCAGUUUAAUCAGGCCAAAGAACAGUUUGUCAUGUCAGCUAUGGAAAGGAGGGGUAAUGAUGCCAAUGUAACGGGACAGCCUCUAACUGCUGAUGAUUUAUCAGACUUUUACAGAGCAUUCCUGGAUGAAAACAGGGAAAAACACUUGAGAUAUAACAUUGAAUGGCACAAGAAAAACAUUAGUCUUCUAUGGCCUGGAAUUAAAGCUAAUUUAAGUAGGCUUAAGAAACAGGUUUCUUUCAUGUAAGUUAUUCAGACUCAUCAGUUCAGCCUAAAUGAAUAAAUAUUAUUUCAGUGAA